Messenger RNA from Aedes albopictus (Asian tiger mosquito), 9266 nucleotides. RefSeq lists its product as uncharacterized. Lineage: Eukaryota; Metazoa; Arthropoda; Insecta; Diptera; Culicidae. The record is from RefSeq and is a predicted model, not a curated record. The transcript has 2 exons. Bases 1 to 1029 code for a protein of 342 amino acids.
AUGACGUUACUCUUGUCCAUAGGUGAUACCGGAUCCUUUGCGGUUUUGUUCAACCAACAGAACGAAAAUAUCACCUUCACAUGUGAAACGGAGCAUGAGGAAAAACUGCCGUAUCUAGAUCUUCUAAUUGUACGAAUGGAUGACGGGAGCAUUAAAACCGAUUGGUAUUCCAAACCAAUGGCUUCAGGACGGCUUCUAAACUUUCACUCGUUCCACCCACUGGAUCAGAAGUUGGCAGUGGCAACAAGUUUCAUCGAUCGGGUCAGAUCAUUAACUACGAUCAAAAACGAAGCUGAGCAAAACAAGACCAUCAAGGAAAUCCUUCGCAGAAACGACUAUCCUUCCCAUCUGAUCAACAGACUACUACAACACCCACUAAAACUAAGUCAGCAUGAGACACCAACACAAUAUCGCUCCAUCAUCAACGUACCCGGAUUAAGCCAACACAUCAAACGCAUCUUACGGGAAAACUUUCCGUUGGUCGGCAUAGCAUGUAGGAAUGAACACACGGUCAGCUGUCUCUACAAAACCGCAAAGGAUCCGGUAUCACCUAUGGACAAGAGUAACGUCAUCUACAGAAUUAACUGCCAAGACUGCCAAUGUUGUUAUGUAGGGAUGACAACAAACACAUUAAGAACGCGGAUGUACGGACACAAUACGCACAUCAACACUCUUCGGAGACUGCUGGAUGAUGGAGAACACUACUCCGAUAACAGAGUACAGCAUCUGAAAGAGAAAACGGCUCUCAUGGAACAUAGCAUCUCCGAAGAGCACUGGUUCGAUGUAAACAAUCCGAAGAUCAUCGACAACAGCCACAAACCCCAAUCUCUACCCACACUGGAGAUGUGUCAUAUACGAAGUACCCCACACACCGUCAACCGUCGCACUGAUACCGAAGGUCUGAGCGUAGUAUACAGCUAUCUCCUAUCUUCGAUACAGCAAAUACAGACACACAAACCUCCACCGCGACCAUCAUCUGGAGAGCAACCUGAAAACAGCGCAACAACAACCAAUACAAGUCCAUCCUGAGAGAUACAUCUCGUUUGUAGGUACAAGUAAAAAGUGCGCCAUACUAGGAACCUCGCGUAGCAAACAGUGUCAAGCACAGUUAUAGCAAUUAAGUCCCCUGCAACAUCGAAAAACUCCCUGACCGUAAGCAGAGGCUAAUUCAUCCAGAUGUAGGUCUAAUAACCAUGCAACAAAAUAUAGGUCGAACGAUGUGUUUAGGUAUUAAUUUGUAUCUUCCUCUAUAGCGAUGCCCCAGUGGAGGAAGAUUAACCCUUUUAAACCCGACAUUUUACAAUUAGCAAACAAAAAAAUUUUAACUUGUUGAUUUAAAAUCGAGCCCUGAAGAAGGUCCACUCCCCGGACCGAAACGUCGGCAAAGAUUAAAAAGUAAUCGAUGCAAGUUUGUUGACUGUUAAAGCCGAAUCACACUCUUUCUCGCAUUCUUUGGUAUUCUCGUUGACCACAAAAACCGCUGCCUCAUCGACAACAAAACAAAACUCCACUCUAUCGGUGGAUUAGUAUCUACUUGUCUGUACGGAAUAACAACAAUCAACAUUGACCAUCCAUUUCGAGAUCUUUUGCAUGAGUACCGCGACAUAACGCUGCCGCACGCUAUGUCUGAACUAGCAGAUUAUAAAAAUUGAAUGUACAUCGGGUUUCUUUCCACACAAUAUCAGAAUUCAUGCUAUAUUAUGCGGAAACUUUUAAAAUGUUUCAUGGGGGAAAUUUUGAUUUUUUCAUCUUUUUAACUGUUUUUCAUAUAAAUUUGCAUGAAAUUCUCAUUUUCGGCCAAUUUCUCCCCCAUACAAAAUGUAUGGAAAAAUAUUCACCGACAGAAUAUUGACCUCGCAGCACCAAAUCGGAGUUCGCCAGUUGCACUAGCGAAGCGAAGUUUUCAGCGAACUUUCUGUCAUUCCUCAUCCGACCCGACAUGCAUCCCUGAUGUUUUCGUUUUCAGUCCGACGCCGUGUCGACAAUCACGACUUUAUCCUACCUGGGCGUCUGUCAGUGCGAGCGCGCCAAAUUUUUCGUGAGUGAGCAUGUGGUGUUGGUGGUUAAGGUGAAACGGUACGCUAAGCGCUAUUAAUUAGAAAAAUUGUUUCGGUAAUGUCGAUCGGCUUUUUUUUUGCGAAAACGCAAACUGAAAUGUAUUAAUUUAUUAAAAAUAGUAAGCGCACGGGUACAAUAGGUUAGCAAGUUCGGAAUUUUGUGUGAAAUUAGUUUUUGUUUUCACCAUGGAAAAAUGCUUCUGACUACCAUGGUGAGUUCGUCUCAUUUCCCCUUAAGUUCGCUAGUAAUGUAAUGAAGUUUGAGCGAUGCUCAUUCUUCGGUUUUCUUCCAAAUCCACAAUAUUUUGAAACCUUCUGCAAAUGAAAAUAUAGCUUGAAUAGUGCUGUUUAGUGGCAAGAAACCCGCUGUACAUUCGAUUUUUAUAAUCUACUGGUUCUGACAUAGCGUGUGCCGUCAACGAUACGAGCAGCAGUGAAAGAACGUGAAGUCAAGCACUACAUUGUCACAAAAGGUCCUCCUGUCGCUUCAAAAGCACGAAGGUUGGCUCCGGAUAAGUUGGAGGCUGCAAAGAAGGAAUUCAAGGUUAUGGUAAGUUUCCAGUUCCCAAGUAGAGCGCUCAAGUAAAAUUCCUCCUUUUUCCGUAAGUAAUUUUGACAUUUGUUUAACCGACAGCAUUUUAACGAAAAGAUGCUGUAAGAAGGAUGUGAGAAAUAGGGCACUGCAUACGGCGGUUGCUAGAUAAAUUGUUCGUUGUUCGUGUGGCGUUUCGUGGCCUUGUUGUUUACGAUUUGGACUUAGAGAAAUUUCGUUCGUUUCCUCAGGAAGUGUGAUUGAAAUUAAAAUUUAAUUUUUGCGCGCGUAUGUGAAAAAUCCAGAUUGUGAGAUUUCAACGGAAUUCCAAGGGAAAUGCCAAUGAGAGACAUUGCGCUGGGAUUCUAAGGGAACUUUUAAUGGUAUUACAGCGAGAACUAUGGUUGGAUACUAAUUAUAAAUUCUGCAAUAUUGGAGUUCGGACUACGGUGGGAGGAAUUCUGCUGGGACUCUGACGGUUACCUUGUGGAGUUUUAGACGAAAUACGAGGUAGGACAAAGCUUCACGGGGAAUUUAAUGAAGAUUCACGAAAGAUUCUUUGUGAUGAAUCUUUUGGCAUUCCGUACGAAGGUUUUUCUUUGGGGUUCCGCAGAAAGUCUUCUUGAAAUUCUUCCAGAUGUUCCACCGAAAAAUCCACCAGAAGUUCGCAGGGGAUUCUCAUAAAAUGUCUCUGAGAUUUUCAUUAGAAGUUCUACAAAAAAUCGCUCCGUGAGUUCCUUCUAAUUCAGGAUUUAUUUAUUUAUUUUGUUUUUUUUGGGGAUCUUCUAGGAGUUCCUUCAGGGUUUUCUCCAGAGGUGUUUUCUAAGAUUCUACCAGGAGUUUUUUCGAACUAUUCUACAAUAAUUUCAUCCGGGACUACUUUAGUAUUUUUUAUCCGGAGUUCACUCAGAUAUUUAUUCGGAGAUUCCCGCAGGAAUUCCUUCCGGGAUCAUUUCAAGAGUUCCUUCUAGGAUUUCUACAGGAAUUCAUUCUUAGAUUCAUCCUGGAGUUCUUUCAGUGAUUCUUCCAGGAGUCCUUUCUAAGAUACAACUUUUUGAGAUUCCUCUAGCUUGUAUCUGGACGUUUCUUAUGUGAAUCCUCAAAGAAUUCCUUUUGUAAUUUCUAUAGCUUCUUCCGGGAUUCCUCCAGGAACUCCUUCUAGGUUUCCUCUAGGAGUAAAUUUAUGGGUUCCUCUCAUAGUUUCUUCUGGUAUUUCUCCAGGAUUUUCUUCUAAGAUUACACCAGGGGUGGCAUCCAGAAAUUUUACCCGGGAUAUCUUCCGGGAAUUUUUCAAAAGUUCUUUCCGGAAUUUCUUCAGGACUUCCAGACUCCUGGAAAAUAAUUCAUCCAGGAUAUCCUUCCGGGAUUCCUCCUAGAACUUCUACUGGGAUUCCUUGCAGAUUACAUAUUCUGGAAUUCAUUCUGAAAGUUUCUUAAAUUUUGCUCAUGGAAAUACUCCAGAAGUUUUUUUUAUUCUUUAUGGAAGUACUCCAAGACUUGCUCUUGAGUUCCUUAUAAAAUUCCUCCAACCGCUUCUUAACGAAUAUCUCCAGCAGUUUUGCAGGGAAUAUCUACACGAGCUAUUUUAGAGAUUCUUUCAAUAGUUUCUUCCCAGAUAAAAAUCUGAAGACAUUCCAAAAGGUUCUGGAGAAAUCCUAAAAAAAGGCGUGAAGGAAUCCCUGAAAGAACUUCUAGAAUAAUUUCAUAGGAAUCUUCUGGAGGAAUCUCUAGAGAAUUCCAUGAAGGAAUUUCUAGAGAAUUCCAUGAAAGAAUCUCUGAAGGAAUCCCGUAUGGAGUUACAGAAGUAAUCCUAGAGAGAACUCCUGGAAGUUCUGAACAAAUCCUAAACAAAUUGCUGGAAGAAUCUCUGAGGGAACUCCCUUUGGUAUCCCAGAAAGAACUCCUGGAGCAAUCCUGAAUUUAUUUCUAGAGAGAUAUAGGAAGGAAUUUCUGGAGGAAUCCCAAGCAGAAAUUCUGUGGGAAUCUCAGAGCAAUUCUCGUAGGGAUCUCGGAACGAAUUCCUGGAAUUCAGAAAGAUGUCCUAAUAAAAUGGUAAAUGACUUAUUUUUUACCAGGAAUAGUGUAUUACGUAAAGCUAAUACCAUAUUAAUUUCAUCAAAAUCGGUUGAAUAUUGGUGGAGAAACGAAUGUUUAAAAAAAUAUCACUUCUUCACUGUUAUAGCUGAGGAAUUCCACGGAGUCAUGUCAGUCGAUCCUGAGCGACCAUUUCAAAAAUAUCUGAAACUUUGCACAGUUUUUCAAUUUCAUCUAAAUCGCCAUUUUUCGAUAUUAAACCUUCAUAUUCACUCACGACUAACUUUUCAAAAGGGUGUAUGCGAAAAUAGUUCAAAAAUAUUCUAAAAGCUGUACAGCAAAAACGGAUUGUUCGAUUGUUAUGAAUUUUUCAGCAAAGUUAGAUAACUAAAUGAUGAUUCCUUAGAAAAUAUACACUGUAAAAAAUUUCUUUUUUUACUUUAAAAAAAUAUCAUCUUUGUCACAAAAACUCAAAUAUCUCAAAACCCUAUCUUUUUACCAACGUCAAUUUUUUAGGGGAAAUGGCCCACUAUAUCAGCUAUCUACCAUCAAAUUUUGGUGAUGGUAAACUGAUAAACAAAAAAGUUAUGACAUUUCAAACAUUUCACAAUUUUUACAUUUAGUAACAAAAAAAAAAUUUUUCUGUGUAAAUUAUUUCGAGAAUUAUAUUUUGAUGCUGAUUUUAUUGUAAAGGCUACCGCCUGAAUUAAACAAGUUGUUUUCAUGAUAUUUUUGUUUGAUUAUUCAUAAUUACUUUAGUAUCUAUUUGAAACUUAGACGCGAUCCAGUGUUGUGAUCAAAAACAUUGAGAGUGUCAUACUUUUUAUUGUACGUGACUGGUGAAAAAAUCCCUUGAUAGUGUUGAAAAGCUGUUGAUUAUAAGAAAAAUGGAAUUAAACUUAUUUUUAAGAGAAAAGCUGUAUAAUAGAAGUUUUAUAUACGCGUAUACGUCUAGUUUAUCUGCAAAAAAAAUUACCUCUUAAAGAACAGACUUUAUGAUCGGAAGAAUGUGAGUAACUUCAACAACAACAAAUGCAUGAGAGGUACAUACCAUAGACAAACAGACGAAACGCCUAGAACAAUUUUCGUGAAAAUCCAUCGCCCAGUUCACACUAACACCACCUGGUGGAAAUGUUUCACGAAACACUGCGUUGUGCAAUAUCGUCAUCAGAAGGCGCUAGUGUGAAACGUCAAACGCACGAUGGGCGCUUUUCUGGUUAUGAAAGCCACAACCAAGAUUCAAAAUGAUCGUUAAAGGCGUGGUCAAUGAAAAUUUCGUCAGUGUUACGUUUGUGUGUCUGUAUACAUACCAUGACAAUGCUCACGAAAAAGCAAAGAAAUACUUCGCUAUGGAUAUUAAAAAUUUAUUAGUAAUUUUUUUCUUCAGCCAAGCAAACAACACCAAACUAGUCAAUUAAAACUAAUAAGUGAUUUUGUUUAUUAUAAUCUAACGAACAACAUGAACAGUCGCUUUCUCAAAGGUCUUCAACUCAACGCUGUCUUGUAGACCGUUUGAUGAAAAAAAUGUUCAAAAGAGUUACGAAAUCUCACCGAGAGCACCAUAGAUAAACUGAAAGAGACUGGUUAUGCCCAAAUGCCCACAUUGAAUACAAAUUUACUUGCACGUCCUGCCGUCUAGACUUUGACAAACGAGCCAUCUGUAUAUCAUCGGUAAAGCAGGGCGCAGGAAGUUCUAAAACGACAACAACUGAGAAAUUGCCAGAAGUGCUAAGUGCAGAGAGUCAUGCCACCGCACCAUCAGCGACAUCUGUUUAAACAAUUUAAUCACGCCCCUUUUCAAAAAUGUUUUGGAAUAUUCUUCAACAUCUAUACCCAUUUCAAUAUUUUUAACGUUGCAAAACACGCUUUCAACAUUCAUCUUGAAGAAGAGGGAAAACACUUGUCCUCAAAUGUAACAGCAAAUUAAUGAAUAAGGUACACCGGGGCAAGUUGAAACGGGUGGGGCAAGAUGAAACAGCGGGUUAACAUGAUGUUUUCUAAUGAUAAUAAAUAGUUUGAUCGCCGUAACGCAUAGUUUUUGAUUCAAACAAUCUUUUAACGAAGGAUAAAUUACCAAAUUGUAUUGAAAUCUGUUUCAAAACUUCGUGUUUCAUCUUGCCCCACCCACCCAUUUCAACUUGCCCCGGUGUACCUUAAACGACUAAUGCGCGGAGGGCGUGAUAAAAUCGGAACAUUACUGUACAUAUAACAUACAUAAUACAUAAUAAAAACAGCUUGUUUUACUCACGCACGGCCAUUAACAAUAAAAUCAGCAUCAAACUGUGAUUUCCGGCCGAAAUAAUUUACACUAAAAAAAAAAAAUACUAAAUGUGAUAAUUGUGAAAUGUUUUAAUUGUCAUAGCUUUUUUGUUUAUUAGUUCAUCAUCACCAAAUUUUUAUGGUAGAUUGUUAAUACAAUGGACCGUUUUCCCUAAAAAAUUACGUUGGUAAAAAGAUAGGGUUUUGAGAUAUUUGAGUUUUUGUGACAAAAAUGAUAUUUUUUAAGAUUAAAAAAGAUUUUUUUUCACAGUGUAUAUUUUCUUAGGAAUCACCAUUUAGUUAUCUAACUUUGCUUAACAAUAAAAUCAGCAUCAAACUGCGAUUUCUGACCGAAAUAAUUUACACAGAAAAAAUAUUUACCAAAUGUGAAAAUUGUGAAAUGUUUGAAAUGUUAUAACUUUUUUGUUUAUUAGUUUACCAUCACCAAAUUUUUAUGGUAGAUUGCUAAUAUAAUGGACCUUCUUCGCUAAAAAAAUUACGUUGGUAAAAAGAUAGGGUUUUGAGAUAUUUGAGUUUUUGUGACAAAAAUGAUAUUUUUUAAUGUUAAAAAAGAUUUUUUUUCACAGUGUAUAUUUUCUUAGGAAUCACCAUUUAGUUAUCUAACUUUGCUGAAAAAUUCAUAGCAAUCGAACGAACCAUUUUGGCUGUACAGAUUUUUGAAUAUUUUUGAACCAUUUUCACAUACACCCUUUUGAAAAGUUAGUCGUGAUUCAAAAUUAAAAUUUGAUAUCGAAAAAUGGCAAUUUAGAUGGAACUGAAAAACUGUGCAAAGUUUCAGUUCAAUAGAAAAUCAUGAAUUAAAAAAUUUGCUUAAUUUUGAUGCUGUUGCUUGGAAUCGCUCAGCUCUAGAUCCAAAAAUACUGAACCGAUUUCAAUCUGUUCUGUAUGUAAAGUAUACAUGUAGAAAUAUUGUGUAAAAAUUUCAUUCAAUUUGAUCUAGCCGUAAUAAAGUUAUAGCCGCAUAUGUGGCACAAAGUCACAAUAAGCAAAAAUGUUUUUUUUUGUAUCGUGACAUUCAAACAGUUAUAACUUGAAAAGUUUUCAAGCAAUUUGGCUAAGAAUAGUUUUUAUAAUGGAUUUACAAAUUCAAAUGUUAAUAAAAAUCGGAACAGUCAUGACAGUUGUACAAACAAAAUAGUACACACGGAAUAAAAUGAUUAAAAAGUACCUAAAAUAUGCCUUGAAGCGGUUUGAUUUUUUUUAUCUGUAUUAACGAGAUUUUUAGCCCUGGGCUAGUUCAUCUCGGGGCCCACGCUUUACUUUCCUUCCGAAGGAAGAACUCACAUUUUGCGAGUUUGUCGGGAGUGGGAUUCGAUCCCAGGUCCUCGGCGUGAUAGGCGUGCGCUUUAACCAUCACACCAGGUCCGCUCCCUGUAACAUUUGAUUAGAAUUUUGAAUACUAGAAAAACGUAUUGAGUUGAACCGAUUUUGAGAUUUUUUUCCAGUUUAUUGAUACUCUGUUAAGAACUUCGAGUCAAAUUUUCAGACGUCUUGACGAGUUACAUCAAAAUUAUAGCCUACACAAUUUUUAAAACGUGUGAAAAAAUUUGCUAAAAUUUUAUUUUAUGAUAUUAACAAUAUCUGCGCCUAGAUCUGCGCCAAUACCAAACUGAAUUUGUUGCGAUUGUUAUGGUAUUAGCUACACAUUAUAUAUUAUUCCUGUUCAAAAAAAUAUUUGAUUUUGUGAACGCAAUGAAAAGCUAUACAUUAUUUUCUGUGUCCAAAUUUCAUCGAAUACAGUCUUUACUUCCAGGGCCCAUAUAGCCGAGGCGGUAAACGCACGGGUAUUCAGCAUUACCAUGCUGAGGGUGACGGGUUCGAUUCCCGGUCGGUCCAGGAUCUUUUCGUAAAGGAAAUUUCCUUGACUUCCUUGGGCAUAGAGUAUCUUCGUGCCUGCCACACGAUAUGCACAUGCAAAAUGGUCAUUGGCAGAGGAAGCUCUCAGUUAAUAACUGUGGAAGUGCUCAUAGAACACUAAGCUGAAAAGCAGGCUUUGUCCCAGUGAGGACGUUACGCCAAAAAGAGGAGAGGAGUCUUUACUUCCCUGGUUCUAGUGCACCGUAGAACAUUCAACAAACGAAAUGAAAUGAUUAUGAUGCAACAGUUUUUAGAAUCAUUGUCUCCUCAUCAACUUAACUCAAAUGCUAUUUCCUUUUUUAAACUGUCGAACUAUUUAUAAACAAUUCAGUUUUGGGGUGUCUUUAUAAAUUUUUAAACUACGUAACGGCAAAUUAUUCAACCUCAAGAAAUUCAAUCUUGUGUUCUGAUGCAGCCAUGCUGAGGGACGACGGAGUACACAUUAUAGAGCGACACGGCUAAAUACUAAUGCACACUGUGAACGCGCAGGCGCGAAAGAAGAAACA